Messenger RNA from Juglans regia (Persian walnut), 2582 nucleotides. RefSeq lists its product as uncharacterized. The transcript has 7 exons. The record is from RefSeq and is a predicted model, not a curated record. Bases 600 to 2336 code for a protein of 578 amino acids. Gene Ontology annotation, biological process: chromatin remodeling. NCBI's taxonomy places the organism in Eukaryota, Viridiplantae, Streptophyta, Magnoliopsida, Fagales, Juglandaceae. Gene Ontology annotation, cellular component: Ino80 complex.
GGAAAGCCAAAGGGAGAGAUAGAGAGAGAAAGGGAAAGAUUUUAGAGAGAGAGUAACAUAGAGAGACGGGUUACUGAGUGGGAUCGCCGAGUUGGGGCGUGUGUGAGGCCGACCCAAAAACAAAAAAACACAGGGGGGAGUUUUUGGGUUUGGGCGUGGAAUUAGCAAAAAAAUGGUGAACAAGAAGUUUAUUAGUCUUCUACCUCUACCUCUACCUCUUCUCUCUCUCCUGUUCCCAUCAUCAUUCUUUACCCAAACUUCUCUUACCCUAAAACGCUCUCCUCCUUUUCUAUCCUCGCCGAUACCAAACACCGCCAUAUUUUCUCACACCCAACCUCAUAGAAUAAUAUUGACAAUAAUUCUCGUAUCUCUCCCUCUCUCUCUCCCUGGCUACUACUAUCUCUUCGCGCUGUUGUUUUGUUUCUCUUCUGGUUUUGUUCUUUUCUUUGGGUUUCUUCUCUGUCGCGGUUUUCCAUUUUGUGGUCGAAGACGAAGAAGCAUUGUCAAAGUUGCUGGAUAUUGUCAUUAUUUUUAUUUUUCAUCCAUCCUCUUUAAAGUAGUGGUGCCACAAGACGUGUGCAAUAACAGCGUUUCCUUCCAUGGAAGAGUUUGGAAGUACUCGGUUCAAUGGUAUUGGCAAUCCUGUAAGGAAGAAAAGGACUCAAACUUCUCGCCGACCCCGGCCUGAGUCACAGCCACUGGCUGAAUGUCAUGAUAAUUCACCCUUGUCCUCAACACCACCUUCAGACGAUGCAAGCAAGUUUUCUAGUGAUGAGAAUGCCAGUGGAGAUACUAAUUCUAGGAGGAAAGAGUUCAAUCUCAAUCAAUGUGUGUCCAGCGUUCCUUCUGGUGCCGGAGCUGAAAGUGAAAACUUCAAUGAGAAGAAUAAAAGAGGUGGAGAAUUCAAUGCAUUUUACAAUAAUGAGCCUGGCCGAAGUGGAUUUAAUAACAGACGUAGUAGUGAAGGAGUACUUGCCCCUGCUAACUGGAAAAGCACUAGCAAGUUGAAGGGUGGGUUUGAUUCGGAGUCGAGAAGUGUGGAUACAUUUGGUGGAAGGAAUGGUGAAAGUCUGAGUUCAGGGAAGGCAGGAGUCGUAACAGAUGGAUCUACAAAUGAGAAUAAGGUUAAAAUGGUUAAACUUAGGGUUGGUGGUGUGACACGCACAAUUCAAGCCAACACCACUUCUAGUGCAGUAGGGGGUGGGACUUCUACAAAUAGUUUUCGAUCCUCAGAUGCCGCAAGACUGCGGCAGCAGCAGAAUCUUCAGGGAAAUUCAGAUCAUAACUAUCCCCUCCAAGGAAUUCCGUGGAAGGAUUUCCCAAGAGGUGGUUUCAGUCUUGGGAAGGACGGGCCUUUGAUGGGGAAGGUGUCUGGAAAGACCACAUCUGAUAAGCAAGCAGAAGAAUUAGAACCAGUUCGUAAGAGCAAGCGAGUUCCCAAGAGGCGUGUACUUGACGGGGAAUUUGAUGAUGAUGAGGAUGAUGAGAUUCGGUACCUGGAGAAGCUUAAAACUUCAAAGUUUAACAAAGGGUCCAAAGAAGAUGAUGAAGAAUCAGGCAAGAAGCAUCGGAAACUUUCUGGGGUAUCUAAUGUGCAAAAUGGUGGGUCAUCAAGGUCAGGAAAAGAUGGUAAGAGGUCCAGAUUGGAUAGAGCAUCUGAGGAAACAGAUUUUGAAGAGGAUUCAGGGUCGGAUGGCGAACUUGAAGGAAAGAAAAAGAAGCAAAUGAAGGAGUCUGUUGAUUCCUUAGGGGAUAAUAAGAGGGAAAUGACUCUCACAACACGACAACGGGCCCUUCAGUCAAGCAAAGAUGCAGUACCUGGUACAAGCUUUAUUGAGUUUCCAAAUGGAUUGCCACCUGCCCCACCACGAAAGCAAAAGGAGAAACUUUCAGAACUAGAGCAGCAACUAAAGAAAGCCGAGGCUGCUCAGAGACGAAGGAUGCAGGUCGAGAAGGCUGCUCGAGAAUCUGAGGCCGAGGCUAUUAGGAAAAUUCUUGGUCAAGAGUCUAGCCGGAAAAAGCGGGAAGAUAAAUUGAAGAAGCGCAACGAAGAAUUGGCACAGGAGAAGGCUGCUAAUGCUAUGACGCUUGCAUCUAACACCGUCAGAUUGGUAAUGCGCCCUACUGGAACUGUAGUUACCUUCUCCGAGGAUAUGGGUCUCCCAAGCAUAUUCAACUCCAAACCUUGCAGUUAUCCUCCGCCACGCGAAAACUGUGCGGGACCAUCCUGUACUAACCCAUACAAGUAUCGAGAUUCCAAGUCUAAGCUUCCUCUUUGCAGUCUCCAGUGCUACAAGGCAAUCCAGGAAAAGGUGCUGACUGAAACUACAUGCUAAUGUUGCAAAGUAGUAAGUAUUGCCUAUAGCCCCCCCGCGUGCAUGCAGCAGGGAACUCGUGCAAUUAUGUUUCGGUAUAUCUUGUACUCGGAGAUUGGUGAAAGAUCAUAUUUUUGAGCUUAUUGUAGAGAGAAAUUCAAAGAACAGUUUUUUUUUUUUUUUUAAUGUGCUGUAAUUGUGCAGCUGUAUUAUUUCAAAAAACAAAAAGCCCAAAUUUUAGAAGUGAUUUAAUCUGUCAUCAUUUCA